GUGAAAACAAUAAUGAAUUUACACAGUGUAUAUGCGCGCAUCUGUAAACAAGAAAUCCCUUUUAGUCUCUGAUCUUGAAGAGGCGGGACUCAUCAUUAAGCUUUAAACCUCGCUUCAAGCUUCAAAGAGUUUAUUUCUCAUUUUUUCACAAAUUUAUUGUCUUUUUAUCGUGAAUCUUCAGGCUCUUUGAUGGCGAAAGCGAAGAACAAGACCCAGUUGUUACUCCAGUUUUGAAGCUAUCCAUAAACGAUGGUACUCAAUGAGGCACUUAGAGCCAGGGUGGCUUCUCUCUUGGGGCCAUGGCUGGAAGAAGAAGCCGAGCUUGACCUGAAAUUAGGGUUUCUGGAAUCGAAGGGUUCUGCGAAGAAUCUUCUCCUGAAUGUGUCUGCUCUCAAUCGAGUUAUUAAUGAGUCAAACUCUCCUGUUGAGUUUGAGGUGGCAAGGAUUGAGCACCUGCAAUUUAUGCUUAAGCCAUGGUCGAGAUAUGCAUUCACUUUUGAAGUUCAUGGCGUUCAUGUGACCCUAACUCCAAGGGGCAUGGGGAGCUCUUCAGGAGGAAGAGUCAGAGCAGGCCGUUGGAGUGAGCAAACCCAGAAGGAAAUGCUUGCUCUCCUUGAUCCUGAGGGGACAUUUUGGCAUGAGACAUUACGGAGAAUUUCAACUACCACAAACUCAGAACCUUGGUUAUCAACUGCUUUGACAAAUGCGAUUCUUCAGCAUUGCCGAGUGCAGCUUCAUGAUGUUCGUAUCCAAUUGCCAUUGUCCAGGAAAAAUGAAUUGUCCAUGGGAGCUGCAGGUGAUACAUCGCAUGAUCUUUUUCUGAGGGUAAAGGAAGUCAGCAUGGUAAGUAAGCUAUAUGACUACCAUAGAUUCUUUAGAAGACUUUUUUUGUUCUCUUUUACUGCCUCAAAGAUGCAGUUCACUGGUUUUUAGUGUUAAAGGUUUUGAGGUUGGCUUGAAGAAAAAAGAUCAGGUGUCAGUCGGUUGUAGUGACCAUAGAAUUUAUAUCAGAGACUCUUCAAUUCAUGUGGGACUGAGUCAUCUCCAAUUGAGAGACUUUCACGCUUAUUUCCCUGAAAUAAGCUCUGGGUUUUGUCCACAAGAUCUUUUUGUUCUUCUUCUAGCUUAUGAGGUGCUAGAUACAGGGAAUUCAAGACAAGCAAUGCGCAAUAAAACCACAGAAUCUUCUGAAAAAGUCGAGAACGUGAUAAAUGGUAAGGAACUGUGGAAGAGAGCUGCUUGUAGAAUCAGCGGUUUGACUGCAAGGCUUUAUCUUCAAAGAUUGGUUGAUACUGUUAUCAUUUGGAAACGUUAUGUUCAUGCUUAUGAGACAUUGUUGUUGCAAGUUGGGUACUGUGCUGAUACUGUUCUCACCAAGAUGAGCUCUACGUGCACAAGAGACAGAGGAUCAUUCCGUUACAUUAAUUGCUUAUGGUUGGAGGUUUGUGGAAUUGAAAAGAAGCUACCUGUUGAAGCAGUGGCAGUGGCACGGCGAGUUGCGCGUUAUAGGGCAAAAGCACAUUCUAAAAACAUAACAUCAGAAUCCAUGUGCAACAGUUACAUCAUGAACAUGCAUCGUGUUCUUGGGGUCCUCUUCUCAUUGAUUAAAUGCCUUUGCAGAGUGAUAUACAUCCCCUUCUUCUUUCUAUUCAUGACAUUGUGUAAAUUACUGAGAUUUGUAUCUUGUUUACUUUGGUUCACAAGUCAUGAUGGUUAUGAUCAAUGGUUAGAAAAUGAAAUGCCCUCACCUGUGUUCAAGAGUGGCUCUCAUGUCAGAGGGCAUGAGAGUUCCAAGACACAACAAUGCUUCACUCUCAACAUAGGGAGAAUUUUUAUUCGCAUUUCUCACGAAAAUAGGGCACAACUUACCAAUAGACGAAAAACAGAUGCGGUGAAUAAGCCUCCUGGAAUACUUCUAGGUUCGGUUAUUUUUGUUUUAAAUUCUCUUUGUUUGUCUUAUGAUGUGAAUGACAGUGCAAACUUUUUGUCAUUGACCUAUGGACAAUUUGACAUUCAAUUCUCUCCUUCAUCAAGAAUGAAAAAGGAAGCAAACCAGUUGGAGAAAGAGGGUAACUUUGAAGGUAUUGAAUUCGAGGCGGAUGUUGUGGAUGGUCAUGAUUUCAAGAAGAUAUUGUGGAGCAUGCCUGCUCCACAGGUUCAGCAAAAGGGAAAAGGUAAUUCAAUUAAUUAUGGAAAUGAUUUCAGAAAUGCAUGGACCAUGCUUUUGGAAAAUCAUCUAAGUGAAAUGUGGUCAGAUUGGAAGAUAAGUACCGACUUCUGUAUAGCUAAAGGUAUACCAUGUUCACGAGAACCUUUCCUUAUUCUUGAAGUAAAAGCUUUUGCUAUCAACCCAUAUCUUAAUGGUUGUGGCUCUGGAUUCUUGAAAAUUGGAUUGGCUGCUGGAAAAUUGAAUUUUGAUUUGGAUCAUUCAACCAUGGCUUCUGUUUCUCUGCUAGUUAUGCAGCUAAAAUAUGCUCUCUGUAAUACUUCAACAAGAUGCGGGCUUGAGAAGGUUUCUUCACAUUCCUCUACCAAUAUAAAUGGGCAACCUUCUUUCUGGUGGGGACAAAAAUAUGGGUCUUUUAUUAAUAACAUGAAGAAAGCAUUCCCACACUUUGUCCCUGAGAAGAACGUUCAGGUUGGAGUAGCUAUAGCUGGCCCUAAUGUCCAUAUCUCUAUACCAAGACAAGGAUCAUUGAGGUCCAUGAAUGAUAUGUUUGCUGCUAAUGUCCAUGAUAACUACUCAUACACACUUGGUUUGGAAAAGAUUGAACUGGCUUUUUGGCCAGCUUCUAGUACGCUUUUAUGUGCAUUGGAUGUGCCCCAUUCGGGUGAAGCAACAUCUGAAUAUGUUUGGUUGAAGAAGCCUCCUUUAGCUAAUAUUCUUAAACACAGUUCAAACGGCAGUUAUAACUCCCAGGAGAGAUUGAUACAUAAUGCUCACCUAAGUUUGGAAGGUGUGUAUGUUUUCAUGGAGGAACUAGUAGAAAAUCGUAGACUUCAAGUCAUUGAUCCUGUGUCAAUAACUCUGCAGUCAACAUCUUACAGAGAAGAUCUUAUUUCUCUCACAUCUGCUGUAAGGGCCUUAUCAAUCACAUUGGGUGGUAUGAUGACAGGAUUGACCAUUACAGUAUAUAUCAAUGAGCUGUUGGCUUGCAUUCAGGUACUUUCAGGCAUGCUUUCAGCCAUUCCAUUUGCUUUUUGUUCUGUUGAAUCUGAAAGAGGCCUUCCAGUUAGAGCAUCUCCUGAUUAUGGCAACUCAUCAACUCAAAGAGAUGCCAUUACUAAUGGAAAUGACAGGGACAGAUCAAAAUCUGAAAAUUUUUUUGCAAUCUCCAUUUUCAAGGAUACAAGUUUUCUAGUUGAUUUUAUUCUUGAGCUGAGCUCAAUAAAUGUAGUUCUUGAGAACAGUUGGAUCCAUCUUUUGCAUACUGAUAUUACUAAAGGUGGUUAUGCUUCAAGUAGUUCUCCUUUGAGUGGCGCAAUACACGGCAUUCUCAGUGCACCGGAGCUUGGGCUUGGAUUAUCUGUUCAGAAGUCCUGCUUACACUUAUCUUUCGAAGAACUAGGUCCGUCUCACAUGCUCUUUGAUGUAUCUGGAAUUCAAGCUGCGAUUCUCAGAUGUCAAAGCAUUUCUGAGGCGGAAGGGAGAGUACUGCAUCUUCAAUCUGCUGAUAUCAUAUAUGAUUUCUCCAUAUCUGACUUUAAUUUCUCUGUGGAUACUUGGCCUGAUAUUUGUGUUUCAUCUCCUGAAAUGAUAAAUAGUACAGAUGGCAAUUCUAGUAUCAGCUGGAAAGAUUGGUACAACUUCAGGGAUUCUGCCACUAUAACUCCUGAUUCACCUUGUUGGUUGCUGUUAAAUGCUACACUUGGUGAGAGUAUCUUGCUAGAUCAUUCCUUGAAGAAUUCUAUUAAAAUCUCAUCCCAGGAAGCGUCAUCUUGGAAUAAGCUUCAAGUCUUACUAUCUGUUGGGCGAGAAUUUCAGUCGUUAUCAUGUGAUAUUGAGGGUGGCCUCAUUGUACUUGAAACGAAGGCUCUGGUGAUGUUCAUGAAUUGUUUGGGAAAGUACCAUCAGUUCAUAACAAAUGCCUUGUCCUGUAUUCCAUGUUCUCUAAAUAACCCAUCCCGAGAGCAAGGUGAAGCAAGUGGGACACAAGAAAUCAUGGAUUAUCCUGACACUGGGAUUAUUCAAGGUGAAGGUUCCUCAGAUUCCACAAUGGAAGCAGCAGUAUCAAAAUCUGAAAUGAAGUGGAAAUUUAUGGAGGAUUUUAUGAUUAGAGUGUCUUCUUUUUCCUUGGGGCUAGCUGUUGCAGAUUCAUCGGUUGGGAUUUGGGAGGUCCUUUUGGAAGUUGACUUCCAGCUAAAGCAUGAAAUGAUUGAUUUAAGAAGGAAAAUGAUAUUUGACCUUUCUCGUUUCACAAUCGCUGCUCCACAGCUGCGAAAAGGCUGCGAUGUUCAAAGAAGUGAAGUCCAAAUCCCCCAUUUCCAUUCUGGCUCAUUGGAUGAUUCAUUGUCUAAUAAAGGCAGUGGAGAUCUUAUUCACACUUCUCCAGUCACAAAAAGUAUGUUGGAAGUUGUAGAUGAUGAAUUUUCUUCAAAACCUCUGGCACCCCAGGGAGAGCACUCAAUUGAUGGUGGCAAAUAUGAAAAAGGUUCUUGGCAUGGUCAUUAUAUCUUGAAACAAAUGUCUGCUUCCAUCAAGAUUGAAGAACCUCCACCAGAAGCCAUGCAUGACCUCCUUCUGAGAUAUAGGGCACAAUGGGUUGGUGGUGGUUCGUUCUCUGGCCUCCAUUUGGCAUUUACGACAUCUGAAAUUCAGAUACUUCUGGGUCUUACUGAUCCCUUAUUUGAGAUAUCCACUGGCAAAGCAAAUGAUGGCACAAGACAAUUGGUUGGCUCUUGGUAUGAACAGGCUGAUGGUAGGCAUGAAGACAAGAUUCCUGAUGGAAGUAUUGUGGUUAUUGAAGAUCUUGACCAGCACAUGUAUUUGACUGUUGAAACUGGAGAAAAUAAGUAUCGUUUAGGUGGUGCACUUCAUUAUUCUCUUGUUGGAGAAAGGGCUUUAUUCAGGGUGGCUUAUCAUCGAAGGAAAUGGGGUUCCCCCACAGCAUGCUUCUCCUUGGUUUCACUGUGUGCAAAGAAUGAUGUUGGUGAACCAUUACGCGUGAACUUCCAGGCAGGUUCAGGAUUUGUUGAUGUCUCUGCAGCUGAUGAUAAGAGUUGGGCUUGUUGGAAAACUGUUCCUUGUCGGCCUAAAUAUUAUGAGGGCAGUGAUGAAUUGGAAGUUUGCAACAACUUGCUGAAAGGAGCAUUUUACCUUGUGAACCAGAAGAAUGAUUGUGCAGUUGCUUUUAUUGACGGCCUUCCACAAUUUGUGAAGAAGCCAGGAAAUCCAUUUAAAGCAAAGAUUUUAUUGAAUUUAUCACUGAGAAAGGCUAUCACAGCACCAGAGGCUUCCGAUACUUAUACAAGCAAACCGGGUGAAAUAGAUGGGGUAUCGAAGUCACUUCUAAGGGAUGAAGCAAAUAGAUCAGUGCUUCCUCACCAUCCUUCGUAUGUAAAUAUUACCACUGAUAAGAUUUCUGUGACACUACUUUAUGAAGUCUCAGGUACAAAUGACAAUAUUCCUCUUCUUCGAUGGUUCAUUGAUAAUGCUCAAUUUAUUGUUCAAGUUUCACCUUCAAAAAUGAGGCUCAUAAGUACACUGAGCUUCUUGAUUGAGAGCUUUGAUACCCUGAACAACUCCUGGAGGGAAAUGGUUCUCCCUGUCGCAAUUGGUAUUUUCUGUCGUACCAGCCUUGUAAACAAUGACUUAGGACUUGUUAAAAAAAGAGUGACUUCUCAUUUACAUUGUAAUAUAAAUAAGGUGGACAUGUUGAAUUUAAUUUGGUGUCAUUUUCAGGUGGACAUGUGUUUAUCUGAGCUUUCACUAGAUGCACUUCUCUUUUUAACCGGAGAACUAAAUUUGGCUGGUCCUUUUUCGGUCAGACAUCCACUCAACUCGGCUGCCUGUUUUAAGGUAAAGAACCUUUCAGGUUUAAGUCUUCUCUGUCGUUUUGAAGAUGAGAGAGAUGCUGUAAUUGCCGCAAAUCAAUGUGGUUCAUUCCUUAUAAGGAAACCGCAAACCACUACUUCUGUAUCUCUUCAGCUUGUUGUUCCUGGGGUUUGUUUCACUUCUCCAAUUCAUAAAUCAAUUUUGGAUGCUGGAGUAUCUGCAUGGAGAACACGCAUAGUAUCUAUAGCAGAUUCCAGAAUUCUACCUGGACCAUUAAUUGUGGUUGACAUUUCUAAAAGGUCACAGGAUGGCCUGUCUCUUGUGAUUUCCCCAAUGCUAAAAAUACAUAAUGAAAGUGGUUUUACUUUGGAGUUACGUUGUCGACGGCCACAAGAGAUUAAUGAUGAAUCUCCAACAGUGUUGCUGAGGAAUGGUGACUCAAUUGAUGACUCAAUGGCAGCCUCAGAUGCAUUGAACAUGACUGGGGGUCUGAGAAGGGCAUUACUGUCAUUGAGUCUUGGUAACUUUCUUCUGUCUUUCAGGCCAAAAGAUUCUGAGUAUUUUAGGGAUUUUGGGCCAGCAGUUUCAAUGGAGUGGUCAGAGGAGUUGAAAGGUGGAAAGGCUGUUCGUGUUUCAGGAUUAUUUGAUAAAUUAAGUUACCAUUUCAGGAAGACUUUUGGCAGUGAAUCAGUGAAAUCAACCUUUAACACCAUUCGUUGUACUCUCAGUGUGCAAGGUUCAAAGAUUACUGAUCUCAAUUUCCUAGUUCAGAGAAUAGGAAGAGAUGUCCCUGUUUGGAGGCUUCGCAACGUGUCCGAUUCAUCAGAAGUUGGCUCUUCUCACAUUACAUUGCAAGAGCAAAAAGAAAUCUUCAUUUUACCUUCAGUUCAUGUGUACAAUAAUCUGCAAUCAGAGAUUACUGUUGUCUUAGCUGAAAGUCUUUCAGGUCUAAAUGUUGCUGAACCAUACAGUUUUAUUGGCAAGCGAGCAACAAUUCCUGCUGGAGCUAGUGCUCAUUUAUAUGCAAAUCCUUGUGUAAUCAUUUUCGUAGUAACUUUACCUGAAUAUAAUAUGACAUGCAAACCUGUUAGCACCAGUGACUGGUUGAAGAAGAUGCACAAGCUGAAAGAUGAAGUUCCUAAUUUGGAUAUAGAAUUGGAUUUUGGUGGUGGGAAAUUUCUUGCUUAUUUACGAUUGUUGCGGGGGAAGCAUGGUGUCUUGGAGGCUGCAGUUUUUACAAGAUAUACACUCAAGAAUGUAACUGACCUUUCUUUACUUUGUCUUGCAUCCAAGCAAAAGUCUCUCUCCAGGGGAAAUGUUAUGACCCUUCCACUAGAGCAUGGUUUUCUUUUGCCACCUGGAUCUUCGAUGUCAUGGUUCUUGAAAUCAAACAGAGUGCUUCUAACACGCGUGGAAGAUAAUUCAUCUGAAUCACUACUAGACUUGGAGUGGCUAUCAGGUUUUACAGAAAUAUGCUUAGAAGUUCCCGAAGAGUCAGGAUUCACGGCUAUUACGAAGUUGGGAGUGUCAUUGCAGGCAGUUUCAUCUGAAGUGAUCUUGCCAGCAGAACUUGUAUCUAUAGUCCCAAGAUAUGUUGUUUUUAAUGAAUCACAGGAGGAUAUCUUUGUCCGUCAAUGUCAUUUACAGGAUGAUGCUGCUGGUGUUAUUUCUGUCAACAAUAAACAAAAAGCGAUGCUAUAUUUGCACAGUGGUUCUGGGGAGAGAAGCCAGAUGAGCAUUUUUGAUAGCAUUGUUAGAAGGCAUAGAAAUGCAGAUGAGAGUUUUUUCUUUAUCCAGUUUUCGCUGAAAGACAUCGGAUUGGGGUGGUCUGGACCAGUUUGUGUUGCUUCACUUGGGAACUUCUUUGUAAAGUUUAGAAGGCAACCAUUUACCCUUGGAUCUGAUCAAUCAACACAAAGCAACAUGAAUGAAAUCAAUAAACCAAAAUUUGCAGCUAUAAAUAUUGCAGAAGAAGAUUGUAGUAUUGUUAUUCACUUCCGUAUGAAGCCAGAUUUUAUUUUACCAUAUCGAAUCGAGAAUCAUUUGCAUAACAUGUCUGUCACAUAUUAUCAGAAGGGAUGUACAGAUCUUGAGGUUCUAAGCAGUGGUAGUUCUGUUGAUUAUGUUUGGGAUGAUCUCACAUUGUUACAUAAACUAGUUGUGCAAGUUGCUGAUGCCCAGCUGUUUCGUGAAAUUAGCAUAGACAAACUUUGUGCAUGGAAACCUUUCCGCAAAUUAAGGCAAAAUAAAGGUUUACCUGUACAUUUUCCAUUUGAUCGUAAUUUAAGGGGAGGAAAAGAGAAAAGUGACAAAGAUGGUGGUUUACAUGGACUGGAAAUGCUUAGGGUGGGAUAUGAGGUUUAUGCUGAUGGCCCAACAAGGGUAUUGCGAAUUUGUGAGCUGGUUAAUAGUUGCAUGCAGAGAGAUGAAGUCCAGAGGUUAUUCCCAUGCACUAAGAUUGGGCUUAGAACCUCAUCUUUUGCCAUCCGUUUACUCGAGAGUGUAAAACCGAAGAAUGAUGAUGCUAGUGAGACAUCCAUGUAUUCAGAGAUUAUAGUUACAAGGCUCGGAGGUUCCAUUCUUGAUUGUAUCCUAAGUGAUCAGCACAAAUUGGGUCAGAUCAGAAUACAAUCUUUGAAUGUCGACGAAAAAUGGCAAGGUGCUCCCUUUGCAGCAAUGCUUCGGAGAAAUCAACAGGAGGGCAUUGACAUGAAUGAUCACAUUCUUAUGAUUGAAUUUGUUCUGUAUUCACCUGAUUCUGGCAUUAAGCAAGUGAAAUAUUCUUCUUUUAUUCUACAGCCUAUUGAUUUGAAUCUUGAUGAGGAGACUUUAAUGAAGCUUGUUCCAUUUUGGCGAACCUCACAUAGUCAGAGUAAGGCAGGCAGCCAGCAAAUUUACUUAAAACACUUUGAAAUCCAUCCAGUUAAGAUCAUAGCGAGCCUCCUUCCAGGGUCUCCACAUGCAGGUUAUACUUCAGCCCAAGAGACCUUGCGCUCAUUAUUACAUACUGUGACAAAGAUCCCGACCGUAAAAGGUAUAGUUGUGGAGCUCAACGGUAUCCUCCUUUCUCAUGCUUUAGUAACAGUGCGUGAAUUGCGUGUAAAAUGUGCUCGACACUACUCAUGGUAUGCUUUGAGAGCCAUAUAUAUUGCGAAAGGAAGUCCACUGCUGCCGCCUGCUUUUGCUUCUCUCUUUGAUGACUCAGCAUCUUCAUCCCUUGAUUUUUUCUUUGAUCCAUCAAGCAAAUCCAUUAAUCUAGGAGGGCUCACUUUAGGUAUGUUUCGAUUUGUUAGUAAGUGUAUCAAUACCAAAGGAUUCUCUGGAACAAAGCGCUACUUUGGAGACUUGGGGAAAACAGUAAAGAAGGCGGGAUCGCAUUUACUAUUUGCGGCAAUUACAGAAAUCUCUGAUAGUGUCUUGAAAGGGGCAGAAGCGAGUGGUUUUAAUGGCAUGGUGAUUGGUUUCCACCAAGGUAUAUUGAAGCUGGCUAUGGAGCCGACACUUUUAGGUGCUGCUGUCAUGGAAGGGGGUCCAAAUAGAAGGAUCAAGCUUGAUCGCAACCCUGGGGUUGAUGAGUUAUAUAUUGAAGGCUACCUACAGGCAAUGCUGGAUGUGCUGUAUAAACAAGAAUAUCUUAGAGUCAAAGUUUUCGAUGACCAGGUCCUCCUGAAAAAUCUACCCCCAAACAGUUCCCUAAUUGAUGAGAUUAUGAAAAAUGUGAAGAGUUUCCUCAUCAGUGAGGCACUACUAAAAGGCGACCCAUCUCAUACAACCUCUCGAUCCUUGCGUCUCUUGCGAGGAGAAAAUGAAUGGAAAAUCGGUCCAACAGUGCUAACUCUAUGCGAACACCUCUUUGUGAGCUUUGUAAUCCGCACGUUGAGGAAGCAAGCAGGCAAAGUCAUUGGGGGCAUAAAAUGGAAAAGGAAAUCAGAAAGUGGAGACAGUGAUCAGUCAAUUGAUACUUCCUCAAAAGGGAGUAACGCAAAGCUUAGCAGAAAGGGAGCUCUGGGCAAGUUCGUAUUGUCGAGUUUAAUAGCUUAUAUCGAUGGAAGGCUUUGCCGACACAUUCCAAAUGCCAUCUCAAGAAGAAUAGUUAGUGGGUUUUUGUUGAGUUUCCUCGAUAACAAUGACAAAGGAUGAGGUUUUACCAGAAUAAUUUUGUAAGCAGCCGGAGAGUGUACAUGCAGUGACAAACUGUUGCUUCUGUGGAAAGAGAGGCAACUAACGCGUAUAUCCUCGCUGCUUCUCUGUAAAGAGCUUAAAAUGUAACCAAAAACACAUCAACUGCGGAACCGAGCUCCAAAAAGUGUAAAUCCUUGUGUAGUUGAUCAUUCAUAUAGCUGGGCCUUGAUUCUUCUUCUC
Molecule: messenger RNA, 10357 nt
Organism: Amborella trichopoda
Lineage: Eukaryota; Viridiplantae; Streptophyta; Magnoliopsida; Amborellales; Amborellaceae
Product: vacuolar protein sorting-associated protein, putative (DUF1162)
Biological process (GO): protein retention in Golgi apparatus; protein targeting to vacuole
Source: RefSeq, a predicted model, not a curated record